CAAAGCAAAUGUCAAAUCAAAAAUUGCAAAGUUGAUUGUUGUAUUUGUGAAAUCUAUAAUAAAGCUACAUAUUUUACAGUAUUAUAAUCAACACACGGAGAAAACCAUAAUGAUUCAACCAGACUACCCUUCAGCCAUGGGCUUGCUCGCCCAUUUGAACUCUGACGAGUUAAAAGAGAUGUUGAACGACGACACCAAGUUUGAUGCAGUUCUCAAGGAUGUGAAGCAGGUAAAAGAUUGGGAAACAGAACGGGAGAUGCUGAUAGCGAGUAACCGCUCGCUGGCGGAGUACAACCUGGGCAAGGAGCCGGAGCUGAGCGAGCUGAAGCAGCAGGUGCAGGCUGCGUCGGAGGCCGGCGAGCAGCGCUGCAGCCGCAUACAAGAGCUGUUGGACGAAUACAAAUCUAAAUCAGCUGGUAUCUCUGCGGACACAACACAAGCACUGCUGCAGACUGCCGCAGCAGAAUCAGAAGAAAAGUCUGAAAAUAUCGCACAAGAUUUCCUCAGUGGGAAAAUUGAUACAGACAAAUUCCUAGAAGACUUUGAACCAUUACGUAAAGAGAUGCACUUAAGGAAGUUUAAAGCAGAAAAAAUGGGUGAGCUGUUAAGAAGCGGAAACCAAAAUAUGUAUGGUAAUGGAUUCACAAAGCCAUACCUUCCGUAUCCGAGCUAUGGACCACCACAAAGUAAUCCCGGGGUGCCAUACCCUAUGGGACCCCUCAAUAUGCCUAUGCCAGGAAUGUACGGAAAUCAUUUCUGAGGUUUAUGUCAUGUUCAAUACAUUUUGUGUUCAUAACACCAACUAUGCGAUAGUGUAAUCAAUUUUUAUUUUACAUCUCUCAAUAUUUCAUUAAAUCAAUACCUAAAUAAUAAUUAUAGUGGCCAUUCAUUUAGUCAAUUUUAAUUUUUUUUUUGUGGAGAUCUGUGAAGUAUAAGUAAUGUAUUUAUGGUCAUGUGGAGGGGUGUUUAGUUAAGUUUUUGUAUAAUCUUUCGUUAUUCAUGUCAAUUUUAAGUACCUAAUUAUUGUGAGAUUUUAAAUUGACUAAGACAAUUUGCCUUUAAUCUUUUUAAUUAAUUAUUGAAAAUAUACUAUGUAUGUAUAAUUUUACAGUAAUGUCCGCUAUUUCAUAUUGGUGCUUAGUAGAUAGAGCUAGAAAUGGAUAGACAUUAUUACGUAAAGAUUCUAAUUAGCGAAACAUAUUAAAAUAAUAUAAAUUAAUGAUGCCAAGUAUUUGUUUCUUCUUGCACCAAUAGACAAAUAAGCUGUGUAUUAUAAACUAUUAGGAAAACAGAUUAUUAUAAUACUAUAAAAAUGAAGGGAGGUCAGUAAAAAACCUAGUGAAAUAGGGACAAGAUUAACUUCACCAUUAUGCACAAGAGGAGCAUAAUCAUUUUAUCCAUAUGGCUUUGACCAUAUUGUGGCCAUUAUUUUACUCUUAGGUAAUAAUUAUAUUAUGUGCUACAACAUACAAGCGAGUCGAUCUCUUUGCAUGGUGAGGUGAUAACUGAAGGAUAAAUAGGAAAAUAAAAAGUGUAAGUACAUCAUGUUUAGGUUUUAUGUAAUAAAUUAUUUUAUUUUCAACAACAAAUUACGUUUUUAAUUGCUAAAAAAACAUUAGUUCGUCCUAUAAAUACCUAUUGCUUUCAGAGGUAGAUUGGCCUCGUCUUAAACAGAAUAAAAAAAAAUCACGAUAAAACAAAGAUAUUUAAAAACAUAAUCAUGUUAUGGCGCAAGACGUGACAUAAGUUUUGUGUCGCAUCGCGCUUCGAGAGCCAUCCAGUGAAUUUUUUUGUCAAAUCUUGAUGUGAGCGUCUCGUUAUCUCCGUGCUAGGCCUUCUGUACUGAACAAAGGAGGAGAGAGGGUGGAACAAUGAGGAAAAAUAUUUGAGACAGUGAGAGAAGUCAAGAUAAAUAUAUAACUAUUAUUUAUGUGGUCAUCAAGAUAAAAUAAUGUAUUUUAACAUUAUGCAUUGACAGCUAUUUACAAUAUGUACAAACCUGGUGUGAGUCUAAAAUGUAUCACUUUUCUAUA
This is a messenger RNA of Plutella xylostella (diamondback moth), 2033 nucleotides long. It is a transcript of the gene Vps37B, whose product is annotated as vacuolar protein sorting 37B. The record is from RefSeq and is a predicted model, not a curated record. Lineage: Eukaryota; Metazoa; Arthropoda; Insecta; Lepidoptera; Plutellidae. Gene Ontology annotation, cellular component: ESCRT I complex. Gene Ontology annotation, biological process: protein targeting to vacuole; ubiquitin-dependent protein catabolic process via the multivesicular body sorting pathway; protein targeting to membrane.